AUGGGUGUCGUGUCCUUGGUUAUGGGCGCGGUCGCCCCCUUAUUCAUUGCAUUGUCUCCAAUCACCUCCUAUUCGGACCAGACGUAUUCGAUACAUAGGAACAAAUCUAGUGCCGGAUUCUCGUUGGAUAUCCCGUUGAUCAUGCUGGUUGCAUCUGCUUUCAAAGUGUUCUACUACCCUGGCGCGCAGUUCGACACGGCCCUCCUUAUCCAAUCGAUCAUCAUGAUCGCUAUCCAGCUUGUGCUGUUGAAGGUUGCGCUGGACCACCGACCCGGCCCGUCCUCGAGAGGGGGAGAAAUGGCGAACCCGUUCGCUGGUGCUAGAGAAGGGGAUUCUGGUAUCCAACGGCCGUACAACUUCUGGCAAUGGCGGUCUCCCAAACCAUACUGGCAAUUCAUUUUGUAUAUGUUCAUUGCUCUCGUGUGCAACGAACUCGUGCUUUCCACAGUCCCUAGUAUAUAUGCCAUAUACUCUGCGAGUCUUGGAAUAGCCGGUCUCUCGAUCGAGGCCAUCCUGCCCGUCCCGCAGAUCCUCUCGAACCGCCGAUCGCAAUCGUGCAAGGGCUUUCGGUUCUCCGUACUUGCCAGCUGGAUUGCGGGCGACGUCAUGAAGAUGGUGUGGUUCUUCACGGCGACCAGUGCAAUCCCUUGGACCUUCAAGCUCUGUGGCAUUUUCCAGAUGUGCUGUGACUUCUUCUUGGGCUUUCAGUACUGGAUGUAUGGCGACGGGGAAACGGUCGUCAGGGGUCAUGAACUCAGAUCAAGCAGCCUUGCACACGGUCUUGGAGAGGGGUAG
Messenger RNA from Drepanopeziza brunnea f. sp. 'multigermtubi' MB_m1, 795 nucleotides. RefSeq lists its product as uncharacterized. Gene Ontology annotation, biological process: retrograde transport, endosome to Golgi; phospholipid translocation. Gene Ontology annotation, cellular component: endosome; trans-Golgi network. NCBI's taxonomy places the organism in Eukaryota, Fungi, Ascomycota, Leotiomycetes, Helotiales, Drepanopezizaceae. The record is from RefSeq and is a predicted model, not a curated record.